AUGGAAGAAGACAAUGCACACGAUAUAUUCAGAUGGUUCAGCACACUUAAUCCACAAGAAGAAUGUGUCUCCGUAACAUUUCGUGGGGAGAAUUACAAUGCAGAGCUGAACCUCCGAGGGAAUCUGCUCAGCUGUGUUUCUACGAUUGAUGCUAAGGUACCGCUCCUGUUCGUUAUAGAAGGAGCAACUGUGCGGAAAUACGUAACCGAGGAUUCGUCUUUCGCAUGUCUUGUGACAUUUCCUGACCCAUUCGAUAGUCUUAUUCUACAUUUUGAUUCAGAAAAAACGCGGGAGUCUUGGAUGGUGAAAAUAGCAACAUGUUCCCAUCAGAUGGCUCGUGCUCAACUUGAUGAAACUGCAUACAAAUUCUACACGAUGGGUUUAAAGCAAGAUGCUGAUGCAGAAGAUCCCCGUACAAUUAACUCUUUUUACCUUGCGAAUCCACACAAGGUUACACAUAAUUUUGCUCUAUCACAGCAGAACAAUCUUCCAGCGCGUCGUGUGUCUUUUGUGGAGAUUAUGUCGGAGUCCAAACUGUCUAUAGCUUUACCGUUGGAGCUCGUUAAGCUGUACAAAAAAUGGAUAACGGAAUUUUCCUGUCUGCUGGAGGCGCGACAACAUAGCUGGCCAUCAUUUGCUAUUCCUGCUCUGCAUGACGUCUUGAGGGAAAUCAGAGAAAAUUCCGAGACGCUCGAGCAGUGCUUCGAAUUUCUCCAAAAUUAUUCGGGCCCGUCAUUCCGUAAAUCUACCGAGAAACACAGGAUUGCAUUCGCUUCAGUGCCUACCAAUCUUCACAUCAACCACUCGACUGUGGAGCAGGGUGUCACAAGAAGUAUCCUUAGCUGCGGCACUGCUUCUGCUGUUCCGCUCCGCUUCCAGAGUGGUGGUUUAAUGCGAUUGUCUGCCUUAUUAGAAGUUGAUAAUUCAUUCCAUGACUACGCUUUUUGGUCAAAACAUCAAGUCGUAGUUGAUUUGAAGAAACACAUCGGACAGCUUAGCCACAGAAUAGACGUUGAGUGGACAGGCGAAACUUUUGAGAAGCGCAACAAGUUGUCUUCGGACGUUUCAGAUGCUGUUAAAAGUAUUUACGAGGAGAUGAAAAAUAUGAUCGAGGAUAUCCCAUUAUUAGAUAACUACGCUGACAUAUUAAUGAAUGAGGAGAACCGAAGAUUAUUUUUAGGACAGAACAUCGGAAGACAGUUACCUGACAGUCUCCAAAACCAGCUGGAUACGAUUGACGCUAUGUUGGUCAGCUUAAGCACCAAAGUAGCUGUGAUGAAUAAAAUAAACGACGAGCAGAGCAAAAGUGAUGUAUACGAGAAGUCCGUUCAAGAUGCUAUUUGUUCAAGCCUAGAUGCGCUGCUAAUACUGGCAGAGUCAAUCAUGGAAGCACAUCUAUUUGGACUCGUUGUGGAAUUACACAAGAGCUCAAUGACGCAUCUGUACUUCCACAUGCAACUCAGGACAGAUUUUGUGCUGUCGCAGGCGAUCACAGUCGCUGCUACUGCUAUCGUUGACACUGUGUAUAGGGGAUGGCCUAUGUUUGAAGGUGUUCCCAGUGAUCUGCUUCUAACAAUUUCUUCCUUUCUCUCGGCUUACGGUGACGAGAGGGGAAUGGCAGAGGAUGCUUGGGAAGCAUGGCGACAGCUUGAAUCACGGGUUGUAUUCACUUUGAUUCGUGCUCCUUCAUCAGUAUGUCGCACUUGUGUUCCUGUCGUAUCCGGUCAACGGACUGAAAUUACGGUUUCGGUGCCUUUGCCUCGCGAGAUCUAUGACUACCUUCCACCAGAACUGAAGUUGCGGAAGCACAUUGCUGUCUCUUGCACGUACUUUAAUAUCGGGGUGAAUCACGAAGCAACAUUAGGCCAAUCGUUUGGUGGGGUCGCUCUCGAAACUGCCAUUAAUCAAGAGGGUGCCGAGCGGAUGUUGACGUUCUCAAACCGUUUUUCUGUUAGCCAAGGUGCAAGAGACGCUGUUAUGGAGCUCGUCAAUGUUAUCGCGACCGAGCCGUCACGGAAAAAUCUUGCCAUCUUUGAAUGGGCAAUGACGGCGUGUCAGUUAAUGGGUGGACAAGCAGUAAUUUGCUGUAAAAGUGGAAAAGAUCGCACGGGAAUGGCGGUCACGUUGGAGCAGGGACGACUUCUCCGUGAAACAUGCGGACUCAACGCAGCACAGCUUCAAGAAGUGAUUGCCUCGCUGAGAAGAGACGGCACUCGAAGAGAAAACUGUCGAAAAAAUGUUGGAAAAGCUGUCUACUCUUUCAGUCCAUUCCAAAUGCAUUUCCUCCCAAAGGCUUUUCGACCACCAGGUGGGACUUACGCUCAAGGGGUCGCAAGUUGA
Molecule: messenger RNA, 2340 nt
Organism: Necator americanus (New World hookworm)
Lineage: Eukaryota; Metazoa; Nematoda; Chromadorea; Rhabditida; Ancylostomatidae
Exons: 19
Coding region: 1-2340 (779 amino acids)
Cellular component (GO): cytoplasm
Molecular function (GO): phosphatidylinositol-3,4-bisphosphate 4-phosphatase activity
Source: RefSeq, a predicted model, not a curated record